Molecule: messenger RNA, 3053 nt
Organism: Asterias rubens (European starfish)
Lineage: Eukaryota; Metazoa; Echinodermata; Asteroidea; Forcipulatida; Asteriidae
Exons: 11
Coding region: 194-2938 (914 amino acids)
Biological process (GO): intracellular signal transduction; mitotic cell cycle; protein phosphorylation
Cellular component (GO): nucleus; cytoplasm
Molecular function (GO): ATP binding; histone H3T3 kinase activity
Source: RefSeq, a predicted model, not a curated record
UUUCUAGUGUAGCGUUGUGUGUCACCGUGCAGGCAAAAGGCUCGAUUUCUGGAGUUGCCCAGCUAUUUAACAAUACUGUUAACUUAAAAAAGGAAUUAAUAAAAGACUGUUAAAACAAAGCAUGCUGCAAGCAACACAACAUAUCCAUAUUGAACGUAGCCACUGAGACUGAGUGAGACUACUUGUACCCACCAUGGCUUUCCCCUCUCGAGUGAUCAGAACUUACGGACGACACAAGAAGCGAACAAUUGCAGCCAAUGUCUGGAUCUCUCCUGAGAAUGAGACCAAGUCACAGCAGCAUGUUUUCAGCUCACCUGAGUUGUGUGACUUCUCAAUUGAUCUGAACACAGAUAGUCACUCCUCUGCACUCACUAAUAGUAACAGUAAUGAUGAUAAGAAUAAGAGCAUCUUUGAGAUUUCAUCCGAUGAUGAGUGGAUUCCUCUUAAGAGAGAUGCCAGGCAAACCAAGAAGGCGCUCAAGGGGAGACCUGGCAAUAAUGAGCAGCCACGGACUAAAUCAACUAGAGCAGGUUUGUCAAGAAAAGUAGCGACUGGCAAAGAAAAUCUUGUGAAUUCAAAGGAAACUGUGAGGGACCUUCCACCUACAGCUGGAGAUUCAAAGGAAACUGUGAGGGACCUUCCACCUACAGCUGGAGGAAGGAAGUUUACCAAGCUGAGUCGAAAAGGACGUGGGAAAAAUGGGUCUAAAAAUAAGGGGGAUGUAGAGACGACGGAGGUGAAACCUGAAAAUCAAAAGUUAACAAACUUGUUGACUCGUUUUGAUUUGAUUCAUUCACCAAUUGAAAGAAGCUCGCAAUCAUUGAGCAAACGAGGACGAACAGAUACGCUGGAUUGCAUUUUUGACACAAGCUGUGAUCUCUUUGGCUACUCAGCUGAUGACACUAAUUGUAGUGGUAAAGAUAGGGUUACCAGGACAACCUCAGAGGAAAGUGUCUUUGACUCGCCAAUGACAUCGUUGUGUACAGGAAAGAAAGGUAGUGUUGAAACCAGUACUCCAAUAGGAUUGUAUGUCAACCCAUCAAUACCCCACCAACUAAAUGAAUGUUCAGUUAUUCAGUCAGGAAAGCCAGUAACAAGAUCCAGCAUUGCUAAAAACGGUAACUCACAUGCAAGAAUUGGCCGUGUUAGUCAUCACAAAGCAAACUGCAGGUGUGGAACAUGUAAACUGAAAUAUGAAGAUAACUCACAUGCAAGAAUUGGCCGUGUUAGUCAUCACAAAGCAAACUGCAGGUGUGGAACAUGUAAACUGAAAUAUGCAGAUACACUAGACCUGUUUGAUCUUUCUCAUGAGAUCUCACUUCUCGAUCUUAAUAACUCUUGUGCUAAAGAUGUCAAGUUAGAUACACCACACCAGUUGACUGAAGGAACUCAUAUUAAUGGCAAGAAUUUACAACUACAACAGAUUAUUAGUCCUUGCUCGGUGAUUGUCACUCCGCUAUCAGACGCUUGCCUUAGUCAGUAUUCAAACUCUUCAGUCUCGUCUUAUAAAUCUGUCCAGAGCGACAUAAAGGACAACAAAGAUGAAGAUGAUGAUAGGGUACCUGAUACAAGUAGCUGCAUUUCAGUAUCAUCUGAUGAUGAAGACAUUCAAGAGGUUGAUGAGGAGAGGAAUGGUGGGAUGAGAGAUGUGACGUCAAGUCUUGUAGCUCAAGAACAGGAACCAGUUGAUGAAGACAUUGAAGACGUUGAUCAGGAGAAGAGGAAUGGUUGGAUGAGAGAUGUGACGUCAAGUCUUGUAGCUCAAGAACUGGAACCAGUUGAUAAUGACAGAAUUCAAGAUGUUUGUUCAGAGAGUAGAAUGGAGUCAAACGGUUACAAACUUGCUCAUAGUUUCAAGGAAGUUUUAACACCAGUGAAGAGCCGAUCCACAGGUUGUCUGAUCACCGCCAGAGAGAAGAUCCUACAGCAAUGUAACCAAGAAGCCCCUAUAUCAUUCAAUCAGUGUAUUACUACGGCUAUGAUGAAGAGUUGUCUUAAGAUUGGUGAAGGGGUGUAUGGAGAGGUGUAUCGUACCAUCAAUGCCAAGAAUAAGAAAGUUGCUCUUAAGAUCAUUCCAAUCGAAGGAGACUUUGAAGUCAACAGUGAACCACAGAAGUCUUUUGAGGAGAUUCUUCCUGAGAUUGUCAUAUCAAGGGAGUUGAGUGGUUUACAGGAACGAGGUAUUAAUUCUACAGGUGGAUUUAUUCAAGUCAAUAGUGUAUCAUGUGUUCAAGGAAGCUACCCUGAUAGACUACUCACUCUAUGGGAUGAAUACAAGGCAAGAAAAGCAUCAGAAAAUGACAGACCAGAUGUAUUUGGCGAUGGUCAGCUGUUCAUUGUGUUUGAGUUUGCUGAUGGAGGUGCUGAUCUGGAAAGUAAGACGCUUGAGACUAUCCAUCAAGCUGUUAGUAUUCUACAGCAGGUAGCCUCAUCUUUAGCUGUAGCAGAGCAGGCAUUGGAGUUUGAACAUCGAGAUCUCCAUUGGGGGAAUAUCCUUAUCUUACCUACAUCUAAGAAGACAAUAAGGUUUCAUCUUAAUGGAGAUGAGAUUAAGAUUGAAGCUCAUGGAGUACAGGUUGGAAUGAUUGACUUCACUCUGUCUCGACUCAGAAAAGAUGAUUGCACAGUGUAUUGUGAUUUAUCAAGUGAUGAAACAUUGUUUACUGGACGGGGUGAUCUUCAGUUUGAAGUCUAUCGGAGAAUGAAAGAUGAAAAUGAUAAUGAUUGGGAGCCCUACAACCCUCACACCAAUGUUCUCUGGCUACACUACCUAGUGGACAAGCUUCUGAAUAGUAAAGCGUACUCAAGAGCUAAAUCAGACCCAACUCAGAGAUCCUUAAUGAGGGAGCUACGUAGCCUUGGGCGACACCUUCUUGGAUUUAUGUCAACUGAAGAUGUGAUUAAGGAAAGUGAGCUGUUAGAACUAGGUCAACGUUGAUCCAAGAAACAGGCAAGAUGAAAUAGUUCAGGUCUUAAAGAAACUGGAUAUGCUUGGUAAUUACUCAAAUUAUAUAUAAGCAUAAAAAGUUACUUGGUAAUGAGCAAAGAAGAGC